AUGGACAUGUCAGUCAUGUCCUCGAUGACCUCCAUGGACGGAAUGGACUCGACUGCCACUACGACCGCGGCCAUGCCUUCCUCGACAACGACCAUGGACAUGGGAGGAAUGGAUAUGGGCGGACAUGGCGGCGGUAAUAGCUGCAAGAUCUCAAUGCUGUGGAACUGGUACACUGUCGAUGCUUGCUUCCUGUCGAGCAGCUGGCACAUCACUUCGUCGGGCAUGUUCGCCGGCUCAUGCAUUGGAGUCAUCCUCCUCGUUAUGCUCCUCGAGGCCCUUCGUCGGGGCUCCAAGGAGUACGAUGCCUACAUCAUCCGCAAGCGCAUGGCCACCUCUCCACCGCCGACCAACGAAGCGCAAUCCAGCAACAGCAACCUAAUCGGCAAGAACACUUCGUUCCGUGCAGUACCCACACCAAUCCAGCAGCAACAGUUCCGCCCAACUUUGCUCGAGCAGUCCAUUCGAUCGCUGCUUCACAUGUGCCAGUUUGCAGUCGCAUACAUCAUCAUGCUCCUCGCAAUGUACUUCAACGGGUACAUCAUCAUCUGCAUCUUCAUCGGCGCUUUCUUAGGAUCGUUCGCCUUCGACUGGACCACCACUAACAAGGACUCCGAAGGCACCUACUGUUGUGGGUAG
Messenger RNA from Fulvia fulva, 636 nucleotides. RefSeq names its product Copper transport protein ctr4. Gene Ontology annotation, molecular function: copper ion transmembrane transporter activity. Gene Ontology annotation, biological process: copper ion transmembrane transport. The record is from RefSeq and is a predicted model, not a curated record. The coding region runs from base 1 to 636 and encodes 211 amino acids. Gene Ontology annotation, cellular component: membrane. The transcript has 4 exons. Lineage: Eukaryota; Fungi; Ascomycota; Dothideomycetes; Mycosphaerellales; Mycosphaerellaceae.